Molecule: messenger RNA, 7963 nt
Organism: Bactrocera dorsalis (oriental fruit fly)
Lineage: Eukaryota; Metazoa; Arthropoda; Insecta; Diptera; Tephritidae
Exons: 5
Coding region: 1263-4343 (1026 amino acids)
Molecular function (GO): protein binding
Source: RefSeq, a predicted model, not a curated record
AUGCUGCAGUGGUCUGAUAUCGGCGGCUGCAACAAAUGAAAAGCUUCUUGAGAAGAAAAGAACGUGUGCAAAAUUUCAGAUCAAUAUCACGAAAACUGAAGGACUAAUUCUGUUAUAUACAGACGGUCAUGACUAAAUCGACUGAGCUCGCCAUGCUGACAUUUUAGAGUUAUUGUAGAUAUAAGGAAAGAAAACCGCCAUACUUGAGGUCCUUUGUACCCUGAUCAGGGUAUAACAAGAUAUAUGGUAUGAACAAAAUAUAGUAUAUUAAGUAUUAAAAAUCUAACAAAGAAGUAGAAUUACAAACGAAAUAACGAUGAUAAUAACAAAAAAUUAAAACAGUGUGCAAAAAGCAGCAUAACGUACCAAAUUUCAAAUAUAUUGAAAACCACAAUUUAGUUUAGUGUAAAUUAGUGUAAAUACGUACGUAUGAGUACUUUUAUGUAUAUCCCUCAAAUUUCUUACAGAGAAGUAAUACCACAAAAGAAGUAUAUGCAAGAUACUUGAAAAUCAGCGAACAGUGACAGUGCGUACACAUCGUUGCAAUAACAUUUGCUGCAGCAGGAAAAUAAUUUCAGACGUUAAAAUACAAACAAACAAUAUUAAAUUUAUAUUGAAAAAUAUUAGUGAAAAAGUGUAUGUCGAAGUAAACAAAGAAUAAAUCAAGCUCUAGAUGAGGCAGGUUUAUGCUAUAAAUAAAAAACAACCGGAUACUCUGAAGAAAAUACGACAAUGUUAGGCUUGUGGGGCCAUCAACUUCAGCUUAUGACCCAUCAAUCCAAUUCGCAACUAAUGAACUUCGUUCUCUUGGAAGACGCUAAAUGAGUUGCCAAUAGUAAAAUAUUAACGAACGGUAAGUGCGACCAUAAAUAAGAUACCGUUAAUAGUAGCAACCAAAUAAAAGGAGCUCCUUGAAAAUGAUUACGUGAGAAACUGCACAUAUUAACGAAUUAAAUGGACAGCAAUUGCUGGCGCAAUAAAAGCAAAGCGAAUAGAAAGCGAAAAAAGCAACUAAAGCCGCCAACAAAUGCUAUGAACACCGCCGGAAGUUGGUGGUAACGGCAUACGUAGCACUUGCAAAUAAAAAGUGUGCCACCUAAGACAAAUGAAAAAACAGUUAUAUACGACAUUCUCGCUUAUAUCGACGCUUAGACAACUUAGCUGCAGCUGAGCGCAAAAUGUCGCUGACCAACUGUGGGUUUACCAAGAGUUGUUGUUGUGCGUGAGUGUAAAAUCGAAACGAAUGUGUAAGCUGAGGAAAAAUGCGUUUGCAGGGCAAUAAACGCCAAAAACUAAAACAACAGCAACAACAACGAUGCAGCAAUAAAAGUAAACACAACGAAAGCAACUUCGACGCAGCGAUAAAUCGCCAGCAACGAGGUAAUAAAAACAGCCAGCAAAGAGAACAACCACAGCAAGUCAAGCAAUUCGUUGAACGCCAUCCAAGUAUUGAAAGUGCGAGCAAAGGAAGAGUGCGCCUUGCGGCAGAAGCAGCUGAAACUAAAAUAAAAGAAAUUACUUUGGCGGAGAGUAGACUCACCGAGAAGCGCACAGCAAACCAAAUUUCUGCAGCGCAGAGUCGUCUUCGCACUGCUGCGGCGCCACCACACUUUCCACAGUCGUUGCUGUACACCGUUCCUCGAUUCCUCAUAAUCUUCGUGCUUUGCUGUACGAUGCCGCCGCAAGCGCAUGGCGACUGGUUGAUGGACUGUGGCGAUUGUUUGUGUAAAUGGCAGUCGGGCAAGAAGACCGCCGAUUGUAAGAAUCUCACGCUGAACGCCGUGCCGGAGAACCUGAGCAAUGAGGUGCAAGUGCUGGAUCUCUCCUUCAAUCGCGUUGCCAUACUAGAACAGAACGCCUUCCUCAACGCGGACUUGCAUAAUCUACACAAACUCUUCAUGCGUAACGCAUCGCUGCAACAGAUCGACCCGCGCACGUUUACCCAACUCGAGAUCUUGAUCGAAGUGGACCUCUCCAAUAAUUUAUUGCGUAAUCUGCAAGCGAACGUCUUUGCGCGGCUGGUGAAAGUGCGCGCAAUUGUGCUGAAUGGUAAUCUUUUGGAGACGCUCUCCGAUGGUGUCUUCCAGAACCUCAAGUACCUGCAUAAGGUCGAGCUGAAACACAAUCGGCUGAUGCGUAUUGGACAGCAGGCGUUCAGCAAUGUACCGCUGCUGUCGCAGAUCUACUUGGAUGGCAACCGUCUGAGCUUUCUGCGUAAGGAGUCUUUCGAGUCGCUCAAACGACUGACAGCGCUAUCACUCGAUUCGAAUCCGUGGAACUGCACCUGUGAACUGCAAAUAUUCCGUGACUUUGUGCUGAAACGCAAUCUCUACACACCGCCGACGGCCUGUUAUUACCCCAUACACCUGCGUGGCAUGUUGUGGGUCGAAGAUCAGCCCGAGGCUUUUGCGUGUAAGCCACGCAUCAUAUUUCCGGCACGCGGUGCUUCCAUCAGCACGUCGAAGGAGAAUGUAACGCUGGUGUGUCGCGUGCAUGCGUCGCCGAACACACACAUAACCUGGGACUACAACCGCCAACAAUAUCGUUCGUCCACCAGUAAUAUUGGCGGCAGCGGCGUUAACGCAGUCACCACCAACAGCGGCGCUAGCUGUUGCGCCAACGGCCAGGCGCGGCGUUUGCAUAUAGAACUGCUGCGCGAUGAGCAAUCGAAGGAGAAAGAGUUCGGACGUGAUGUGUUCAUAUCGCGUCUUACCAUUGUGGCUGCUGAGAAGAGUGAUGAAGGUACGUAUACGUGCGCUGCGGAGAAUGCCGGUGGCAAGGAUGCAGUGCAAAUUAAUCUGCUGGUGCAACGGCCGAGUCCGCGCGAGCUGCUGUUGCAAGGCAAUUUAGUCGUUGUCGUUUCAUUGAUGGCGCUGGGCCUGCUCGGCGUAUCCGUAUUUCUCGCGCUCGUCACUUUCUGUAUUUAUAAGCGUUUUAAGGCAAUGAGUCCCACAAGUCAUCGGCAUCAUCAUCAUCAUCUCGAUGGCGCAGACCAAUUGACGCCCGGCAUGGAUGGCCAGCAUACGACGACGACUACGGUGACCGGUGGCACUGAUGUGGUGCUCGGCAUGGAUGAUACAGUGGGCAGUUAUAAACAUCAUUUGCAGAAGAAGAAUGCGAAUGGUGAUGUAAUUGAGGGUAAAGGUGGUGGUGGCGGCGGCGUAGGUAGUGGCAAAUACUCGGAGGUGAUAAAACAUGGCGUGACUGUGAUGGAUAAUGGCGGUAUGCUGUCCGGCGUCGGCGGCCGUAAUGUUGGAGUGGAUGGCAGUGGGGCGCACAGAAGUGGCCCACAUGCGGACAAAAUGUACUUGGAGCGAAGCAGUGACGAUACGCUCCACAUCAAGUACCCGCAUGGACCGUCCGCAGCGGAUAUAAAUCGUCUUCUCAAUGCGACAUCAACAACAACACUGGACAUGACGGUUGGCGGCAAAGGUGCGCACGCCGGUGUCGGUGGUGGCAAGUGGCGCACCGAAGUACAGAUCACUGAAGGUCAGUUGGGCGGCGGUGGGCGCGCCGGCGAAUACCAACCCGACCUGCUUCCCGCAUACAGCACCCACAAAGCCGUCAACAAUAGUUGUAGUAACAGUAACAUUAACGGUCAUGCCAACAGUGCGGUCAGCAAUCAGCAGCAAGGACAGCUUUAUAGUCCGAUAAAAGCAACGAGGACAAUAAAUCUGCACGAUGACCAGCAAAUGUCACAGCAGCAACACCAACAACAACAACAACAACCCAUUGUGGCCAAGAGUAAAUAUAAUAUCAAUGCGCAAGAGUAUCUGCAGUCCAGGUAUGGUGCCGCCAGCAAGCCUCACGAGAAGACAUUGCGCCGCGGUGACGUGAUUGCGGUGGCGACGACUAGCAUCGCCCUCACCACGACCGGUUCAAUGCCAACGACGACUGUUAGCGCGUCCAGUGGCGUGGCGCCGCAAGCGGAAAGUGGCUUCUCGACGCUACAACGACACAGUAAAUCAGUUGCGCUGCCGCCGCGCACACCCACCGAUACACAUGCUGUGACAGCGGCAGUGUCGAGCAGCAACACCGGUUAUGGCUACGAGUAUCGACAGCCACCGCCGCCACCCUAUAAUUCGGCGCAUCGCACUGCGAGCGGCUUACAGCUACUGCAGCGUCGCACCAGCAUCAACAGCGAUCCGAAUAACGAACAAACGAGCGCGACGAAGGACCUUGGCUAUCGGGAGACAAUAGGCGGCAGUAAUUAUGGUGGCGUGGGCGGUGUUGGUAUGGGCGAUGGCGCACGCCAGACCAUUGUGACAGCAUCCUCAUCACUACAAUUCCUCACGACCACUGGCUACGGGAGCAAUGCGGCGCCCCAACGACAACUGCUCUGAUUGUCGACGCAGGCGGGUGUGCUGAGGUAGAAUAUCGGGCGGUUGCUCUAAGCGAUGCGCACCGUUGUGGUGAUUUGUACAGGCGGUUGCGGACUGAAGAAUGACAUGAUCUCUUUACUAAUAAUUUACAACAAAGUGGGAGCUCAGCCAAAAUGGAUUUCUUAGAGAAAGCUGCUGUGAGUUAAUUGGUAAACUCCUUUGUAUGUAAAUAUUGCGACAUUCGUGACGGAAUUACAAAAUAAUUUGAAGGAAAAGUUAAAUUUUUUUUGCUAACAAUUUUUAAAAAAAUUUUACGCUUCUUUUGGUAAGCCAGCUGGUCUUGGUAGUUGACUGCUAUAACUGAAUAUUGUAUUGCGUAUGGCUAUUGAUCUCAGUUUAGUUGAAAAUGCAGAUAUUAGCAAUGAGUUUUUAAAAUCAUGAAAUUCGAGGAAAUUUAAUUUGUACUUAUAUAAAGGUUUAUAUAUUUUCAAUAUACUUAAACUCCAAAACUCGUAGUUUUCUCUAGACAAGUGGUCUUGAGGAGUUACCUGUUUUGACAUUUUUGUAAUCUUAAAGAGCCUGAGUAGGCGACAGAUAAAAAAUGCGAUUUGAAUCGCAACCUAAGAUCGUUUGUGAGCCGAUAGCGAUGCUCAAUAAUGUUUAUUCGGUAUGCAGUUGCCUUGCGGCUGCUAUACUCGCGCUAAUAUCCUUACAGAAUCACAUGUUACUAGUAAGCGUUUCCAAGUAUUUACUUUAUAUAGUUUAAAAAUCUGAGUAUUAUUAACUUAGUUAUACAGUAUUUGUUCUAUGAUAUCUACACUAUAUAAGUUGAUAAUUAUUAUUUCAUAAAUUAAACAUUUCAGUACACUAAGUGUAUUUCAAUAACUUCCAGUCUACUUUGAUAUUUCAGAAUAAGUGAGAAAGUAAUUAAGUUUGGUUAAUUGCUAAUUCGAGUUUUUACUAUACUGAUAUUUUUUCUUACUACUUAUAGUUAAAUUAAGUAUCGCAUAAUGCUAACAAAUAAUAUUUUGAGUAAAUUUAAUAGAGAUUUCAUGGAGUUUUCCAAUAAAGAGAUAUGAUUUCUAAGUAUCGUUUCAACCAUUUUGAAUAUAUCUUCCGUAAUUUUCAUUGUAUUCAGUAAUGUUUACAAUUUCAUUAUAGAAAGAUAUAUGCAAGAACAACGUUCAUAACAACAAAUUCAAAUUUAAAUUUCAAAUUUAUUACGAAAAUCGUUCUCCAAUUGCAACUUUUCGUGCGAUUGAUAACAACCAACUUUUUAAGACCGCAAUGAGAAAAAGUUGAUCCUGACAAGAUUUGGUUACAACAAGAAGGGGCUACGUGCCACAUAGCAUGUGCACCAACCCAAUUAUUACAUGAAAGAUUUGAAGAUUCGAUUAUUUCAAGAAAUUGUGACAUUGAAUGCCCUUUAAGAAGUUGUGAUUUAACACCUUUAGACUACCUCUUAUAGGGUUGAAGUCAUUCGCUCUUGCAAAAGAAAUCGUGACGGCCCUUUAAAUGUUAUAAUCAGAAUUUAAUUGUAUCGAUUGAGGUUCACAUUAUUUGAAAAACAUUUGAAUUUCGUUAAAAAUUUGGGUGUUUUUGUUUUUGGAAAGAAAUCAUAUCACUCUUAUUGGAAAACUCUGUACAUGCUUGUAAGUAAAAAAGCUUCAUGUAAGGCGAAUAUGUCCGUUUCUUUGAGAUAUAUUUGACAAGAAACAAUCUCAAAAACUGAUUCCAAUAUUGGUAGCAUCAGCUCAAGGGCGUCUCAAAAACCAAAAAUAAGUCACUAAUGAGAGUGUAAGUACGAUCUGUCAAAUUUUAUACUAUUCUACUUAUUUUCUACGACUUCAAAGCCACGAAAUGACGUGUGAAGCAUUUUCUGUAACAAUAUGAGAAAAUACUCGGUUUUUGGCAGAGUAGAUACUAAGUGAUCCGGUUCUCAGCAUACGACUUUAUACUUCUCAGAGAGCGGAAUAAGCUUUAGGAAAAUGUCAUGAAUUACGAAGAGUUGCCGUUCAGGUAUGAUGAGGCAAUGUUAGAGACUGGCUUCCCUAAGUGAAAAUGUUUACAGCAUUUUUAUUUGCUUUAUUUUUUUAUUCUUUUUCAUGCCUAAACUUGAACGUAAAAUUUAAGUGCAAACUUCAGCAACAAAUAACCGAAUUCUUUGUAAAUACGAUUGUACUUUUCAUAUAUUAAAAUAUAUCAAAUAAUAUUUGCGCUGUUGUAUGAAAUAUAAUCAGUUGCAGAUUUAGAUAUAUAUAAUUAUUGAAAUAGAGCAAAAUAAAAUAAAAUAGAAAAUGUAUACAGAAAAUAAAACGAAUAUAUAUAGUUGCAUUAGCGUAAAAUUGUGUAAUGUAAAAUUAUUUGAAUUAUUUGUAAGCGCUACUGGUACUGGUAGGGGUGAUUGUAUAAAUAAUAGCAAGUAAUUUUAGACUUAACUAUAUAUACAUAUAUACGUGUACAAUAUGCAUACUUAUGUUAUUAUAUUGCAUUCGAUAGCUAAAAUAUGUGAAAAUUCCAUGCAGAAGCAAGUAUUUCUAAAUAUAGACUCGUUUAUGUAAUAUAUACAAAUUACAGCACUACAUAUUUAUGGGCAAAUGAAAUUAGCGCAGAGAAAAAAGCAAAAGUUUGCUACAAUUGUUUAUGAUUACAAUGCAUAUUUAUUUUAAUUAAUAUUGAAAUAUUUUUCCAACAAUAACAUACGUAUUUGUAUACAAAAAGCAUGUAGUGGCUCCAAGAGCUUCUGCUUUCUAACACCGGGUGAGUUAUAGAAAAUUAAUUUUGGUUUUGUGUGUGGUUAUUUUUUAUUUUUUAUUUCUUUUUUUUGAGAGCAAAAAUAUUUUUACUACACGUGGACUUCAUUUAUGCAACUUCUUCGCUUCUUCGGCUUACCCUCUCUUUAACUGAGUUUUUCAAUCCUCAAUACUCACAUUUUGGAAUCAUAGGUAGUUCACUUUGCAAACAGAAAUUAGUUUUAUUUCAAUGACUCACCCCAAACUAUCUCUGAAAGUCAAAAUUUUAAUUUAAAAAAUAUAUUUUAACUACUUUGAACCCCGCACGUUAGCGACACAACCUACAAUUGAAUGUUGCGAAUUCUAAAUUUGCAAACAGGCACUAGAAGUAAUGCAUUAGCAAUUACUAAUUACUUCAAAAGACUUAACGAACAUUAGAUACUAAUUCUAGGACAAGCAUGUAUAUGAGCAACAAGUGCUUAUGUAAUAUAUGUAUGUAUUAUAUUUAUAACACAUAUUAAUGUACACAUAUGUUAAAGUAAUGUAAUUAUGAAACAUAAUUCUAUAUAUUCGUAACAAAAUUCUAGCAACUAAGUUUUGUAACUAUAGACGGUAAAUUAAAGAAAUUGGAUUUAUUUAGAAACUAUAUGAAAACUCAAACAGAAAUCAAUAAUUAAGACAUAAUUGAGCUAAUUAAAUGAUAAUUUUAUGUUAUAAAUGAAAUUUAGGUGAAACAAAUAAUUGUAAUUAAAUAAAAAAUGGAAGAAACUAUGGCAAGAAAGUGAAAUAAUGCAUUGUCAAAGAUCAAGCAACAUUUUGAUGGAAUGUUGCGAAACCAUUUGGAAUGUGUAAAUGAUGUGCAUUGAAAUUGAUUGUCGAAUAAAUAAUAUAUUUUCCUCGAAUAAUGAA